Macrobrachium nipponense is the source of this 1212-nucleotide messenger RNA. Its product is annotated as UTP--glucose-1-phosphate uridylyltransferase-like. Gene Ontology annotation, biological process: biosynthetic process. The record is from RefSeq and is a predicted model, not a curated record. The transcript has 7 exons. Lineage: Eukaryota; Metazoa; Arthropoda; Malacostraca; Decapoda; Palaemonidae. Bases 216 to 1016 code for a protein of 266 amino acids.
UCGCGUCCUCAACCAUUAGUCCAUAACCUCUACCAAUUGACAGACGUCACGAACUUCAAAUGUCAUUCCAUCUCUUAUUACUAUCGCAUUUGUGGAUCAUAGUUUCAAAUCUCUAACUCAAGAAGUGUUAUAUUUAUCGAAAACUUUAAAUGCAGGAGUGAUAUGGUAACUUAAAUAGUGAUGUGGUGAUUUGUGGACACCACAAAAUAAAUGAAAUGAGGGCUGUAAUUCUAGCUGCUGGAUAUGGAACUAGGUUUGAGUGUGAUUUGAAGAAUGACUCAACAGGCUGUUAUACUCAUCUUAUGGGAGUUCCAAAACCUCUGUUGCCUAUUGGACAGAAGCCCCUUAUUAGUCACUGGAUGGAAAUUUUUGAAGGAGUGCCUGGAAUAACUAGUAUAGUUGUAGUGGUCAAUGGCCUACACAAAAAUAAGUAUGACGAAUGGUCUAGAAGUUUGGAAAGAAGAGUUACAAUUAUCAAUGAAGGAUCGCAGUGCAAUGAAGAGCGAUCGGGAGCCAUAUCUUGCAUGCAGAUAGGUGUCCAGGAAUACACUGAAGAUGUAUUAUUUGUUGCUGGGGAUACUCUGCUAAAGGAAGACUUUAGUCUGCAGUUGAUGAGAUCCAAAUUCAAUAGCUUAAAAAAACUGCAUGAUGAAUGCUGUUUGAUUGUGAGUGCUCCUGUUCUGGAGGAAAAUGUAUCAAAGCAUGGUAUCAUAGAAGUUGAUGACAAUUGUUGCGUGACAGGCUUCAUUGAAAAACCUUUACCUACAGAAACACAAUCAAGAUUGCAGUCUCCAUGUAUAUAUAUGAUGUCAGGAGCAAGCAUUCAUCACAUACAGACAUUUUUGAAGGAGAGAGAAGACCAGCCUCUGCAUACCCGUGAUGCAACAGGGCUAUUUGUAGCUGAUCUGAUAAAAAGAAUUCCAGUAUAUGCCUAUCACAUUGAAGGUCGUUACGAUGUUGGUGGCUUGCAGUCCUAUAUUCAAUGUCAUGAAGAUUUCCUUAAGAAAUGCCAGUAAGAAUAUUUUUUACUACAGUAUAAAAGACAAUUUUGUUGACUAAUUUAGCUUCUUUUUUUCUAUAACUAACAGUUGGGUUUGGUCUCAAACAAUACUACUUAUUAACCCUUAAACGCUGAAGCGGUAUUUUAAAAAUCGUCUCCCGUAUGCCGGCGGCGUUCGCGAGUGAGCGCCGAAGCUGAAAAAAUGUUUUUUU